Entrophospora candida is the source of this 726-nucleotide messenger RNA. The record is from the annotation of a GenBank genome assembly. Lineage: Eukaryota; Fungi; Glomeromycota; Glomeromycetes; Entrophosporales; Entrophosporaceae.
AUGUUAGAAACAAUAUUUAGGCUUCCAGUUGGACAAGGAAUUGGUAUCACUGCACGAACUUCACAAAAUGAAGGAUUUAAUAGAAUUAAACUUGUCUAUACAUCAAAAUUAAUUGAUUAUUCUGUAUCAUAUCAAACAAGACAUGCUGAAGGUGUUAUUGAAAUGGAAUUGGCCAAAUUAUUGAUAAAAAUUAUUAUUCAAAAAUUGAAAUCACAGAGACAUUGCCGGCUUAGAGGAAAUGUGGUGAUAUCAGUUAUGACAAUAGGGAUUACUGUAGUGCUUUCACCAUUGAAAGCACUAAUUGAUGAUCAAGUGUUUGAAUUGAUCAAUGCAGAAAUACCUUGUUGUGGUCUUUAUGCAUCAACAGCACAACCAGUUAAUUAUAAUUAUCAACAAAAAGUCUUUUGUGUGGAUCAACGAAGAGAAUCUGGUGUGUUAUUAUUGCUUUGGAAAUCAGAUAUGAUUAAAAUCAUUGUAGCAAUUAAUGCUUUUGGAAUGGGAAUAAAUGUACCAGAUAUUCGAAUAGUUAUUCAUGCAGACUUUCCAAUAUUUCAAUUAUAUGUAAAAGAAUGUUCAGUCUUUAGUGAAGGACCUGAAGUUUUAAAUCAUGUUAGAUAUUUUAACAAAUAUUGUAAACAAAUACUUGUUAACUAUUUUUCCUGGCAAGGAGAUCCUAUGACUGAAGAGGUUAUAGAUGCAAUUAUUAAAGUAAACAACAACAAGUGA